Molecule: messenger RNA, 545 nt
Organism: Prunus persica (peach)
Lineage: Eukaryota; Viridiplantae; Streptophyta; Magnoliopsida; Rosales; Rosaceae
Exons: 2
Coding region: 106-531 (141 amino acids)
Source: RefSeq, a predicted model, not a curated record
CUUGACUAUGGUAAUUGACUAGUCUUUGGAUAUGAAGGGAACUCCAACUUCCAUGUGUUUAUAUUUGAUAAAACUGCUACAGAAAUUUAAUAUCCUAAGCCCGGGAUGGAAGAAACUGAUUCUGAUUCUGAAGAUGAUGAUGAUGAGUCAGGCCAUGCCAGAGGAGAAAUCAAAAGAGAGAAUGAUAUGCCAACAAAGAAAGAUUUUGGAGGCUCAUCUAGCAAUCAAAUAUUCGUUAAACGAACACCUGAUGUCCUUGGGAGGACGCAUCCAUUGACUAAAAGUGAAAAAGCUCUGGCUCUUCAGAGAGCCAAUGCUUUCAAAUCUGAAUAUCCUUAUUUCUUGGUUGCCAUUCCACCGGUUUAUAUCCACCGUGGUUACCUGGUAAGCUUUCCAUAUAACACUCUGGUAACUCCUAUUUCUAGAUAUCAGUGUGAGAAAAGAUUAAGCAUAGAUAGUUCCCUCUCAAAGAGCAAAAAACAAAAAACAAAAUCUUAUAUAUAUCCCCUUUUAUUGAGGGACGCCCUUUAGGGUACCCUACAAUU